Molecule: messenger RNA, 288 nt
Organism: Microdochium trichocladiopsis
Lineage: Eukaryota; Fungi; Ascomycota; Sordariomycetes; Xylariales; Microdochiaceae
Exons: 1
Coding region: 1-288 (95 amino acids)
Source: RefSeq, a predicted model, not a curated record
AUGUGGUACCACGUCCAAGAUGUUACAACAACUAAGAUGCACAGUUCUAACCACAAAGGCCUGGCAGAAGACCCCGAACGCAACUACGAGAAGCACAAACAAGACUCGCUCGAGAAGCAAAGGCAGGGCAAGGGCCACUGGAAGGCCGAGCUGGCGUCCGACAGCGAGGCGGCUGUCAAGGCCGACCGGGCUGCUAAGCCGGAGAGCCCAGCUGACCUGCAGGAACGAACGAAGUGGGCUGCCGAGGAGAUCAGCAGGCAUGGGACGAGCAUGCGCGAUGGCCUCUGA